AUGGCCCCCAAAUCACACGCUUCUGCAGCAGGAACAGCAUACAGCAACGAUAAAAUGAACAUGGCCACGCGACAUUCUCACUCCGUCAAUGCAUAUGUGACCAGCGACACGUCGAACCCAACGGCGCACCUCGCACUGGGCUCGGGCAAAGCCACUUCCCCCGACCAGAAGGUCAAGAAGACCAAAGAGAAGCUCGAUGCCUGGGACAAAGCUUGGAGGAGCACGAAAUCGAACGGAGGUUGA
Neoarthrinium moseri is the source of this 243-nucleotide messenger RNA. RefSeq lists its product as uncharacterized. The transcript has 2 exons. Bases 1 to 243 code for a protein of 80 amino acids. Lineage: Eukaryota; Fungi; Ascomycota; Sordariomycetes; Amphisphaeriales; Apiosporaceae. The record is from RefSeq and is a predicted model, not a curated record.